This is a messenger RNA of Saprolegnia parasitica CBS 223.65, 549 nucleotides long. RefSeq lists its product as hypothetical. The coding region runs from base 42 to 485 and encodes 147 amino acids. The record is from RefSeq and is a predicted model, not a curated record. NCBI's taxonomy places the organism in Eukaryota, Oomycota, Saprolegniomycetes, Saprolegniales, Saprolegniaceae. The transcript has a single exon.
GUCCAAGCCACUCGAACACAGUGUACUACCAACGAAGAACGAUGCUUGGACGACCGCUGCUCGUGGCACUGCUGCCUCUGCUCGGUCACUGCGCCGCCAACAUGUCGGUCGUGCCCGAAAAUGACUCGACCAACGUCAUCUUGAUCUGCUCGCUGAGCAUCGGCACGAUCGUACUCGCUGUCGUCGGCCUCGCCAUCGUGCUCCUCGUGUGGAAGCCCCGCGCCGCGUCGACAUCGUCGCUCUCCUGCGCCGACAUUGACGCGUUCGCGGGCGUCAGCGACGGCCCAACCAUCGUUGACCAAGUGCAACUGCUAGAGGACAUGGCGUCUGGGCUCGUCGACGCCAACGGCCACGACGAACCGGCGUUCUACCUCUUGGACGACAUGAUUGAGAGCUCGCGCGGCGCGUACAAGCUCCGGCCGAGCGCCAUCUCGGACGACGUUGCCGUCCUCGCGUCCCAGCGCGACCUCCCGACCGCGUCGUAGCCACCUUGCCUUGCAUAUAUUUAACACCCGGCAACCCGCUAUUGCAUCAACAUCAAUAAUGUCC